AUGAGCGCACAAGGGCAGUUGGGCUCACCCGAGGCCCGGGAGAAGAGGAAGAGCGGGCUUGGCAAGAUGCUAUCCAGGAUGAAAACCGUCCUGCGGAAGGAUAGGCACGAAAGGCCGGUAGCUACUGGCGCUCCCGGUCCGUCGACAGCCCAGCCAUCAUCCGCUGUGCCUAUUCAACCUACCACUAGUGCGCCCCCUCAAACGGCGCCCGAAACUCCAGCUACAUCAAAACAGAUAAAGCCAAAGCCUAAGGAGUUGCCGGGCUCUGUCAAGAUCCCCCGCUUGCAGAUCCACGAGGAGCGCGCGCGGAAGUUGGGAGAGCGUUUUGGGGUAUCGAUUCAACCAACUGCCCGGGACUUGGCUGAGGGAUAUGCGUUGCGCAUCGACAAGCCCAUACGCAUGCGAGUCCGCCGGCAAUGUCACAUGUGUCAAUGUCAAUCCGGCUUCGGGACCACCAAGGAGUGUCCCACUUGCAAGCAUAAGUGGUGUACAGAAUGCACUCGCUACCCCCCGUUCCGCACUGAGGAUGAGCUGGCCGCCAGCAGGGUGAGGCGCGCAGCAAUAAUCAAGGAGCAGCGCGAAAAGGCGCCCAUCGUCCCCGAUUACGCUCUACUGGACUGUAAUCCCAAGAGCGGGCCUACCGUUGUGCUGAAGAAGCCGAGUAAAACGGGAGGUCAGGAGCUUGUGCACAAGAAACCCCGGCAACGGGUGCGAAGACACUGCCAUGAGUGCGGGACGCUCUUCACCGGAGGAUCUAGGGAGUGCUCUCACUGUAACCACGUUCGGUGCACCGAUUGUCCCCGUGACCCACCUAAAAAGGACAAAUACCCAUAUGGGUACCCCGGAGACGUCUUCGGGCCCAACUCGACUCCUUACUACGAAUGUCAUUGCUGCCAGACACGAUUCCCGCCGUCGCCCCAGACGGGCGUCGAAUGCAGCAAAUGCUCGCACAAAAAAUGCGACGAUUGUCCACGACUCAAGCCGCAGAAGGUCGAACCCGAACCAGACCCCGCUAUUGUCCGGAGCAUCACAGCCAAGCUGGAGUCGGUUCGUUUCGACAAAUGA
Messenger RNA from Pyricularia pennisetigena, 1065 nucleotides. RefSeq lists its product as uncharacterized. The transcript has 3 exons. NCBI's taxonomy places the organism in Eukaryota, Fungi, Ascomycota, Sordariomycetes, Magnaporthales, Pyriculariaceae. The record is from RefSeq and is a predicted model, not a curated record. The coding region runs from base 1 to 1065 and encodes 354 amino acids.